Messenger RNA from Coccinella septempunctata (seven-spotted ladybird), 5946 nucleotides. RefSeq names its product DNA-directed RNA polymerase II subunit RPB1 (gene RpII215). Gene Ontology annotation, biological process: transcription by RNA polymerase II. Bases 46 to 5772 code for a protein of 1908 amino acids. NCBI's taxonomy places the organism in Eukaryota, Metazoa, Arthropoda, Insecta, Coleoptera, Coccinellidae. Gene Ontology annotation, cellular component: RNA polymerase II, core complex. Gene Ontology annotation, molecular function: DNA binding. The record is from RefSeq and is a predicted model, not a curated record. The transcript is spliced from 14 exons.
UUCAGAUUGACAAAUGUCGAAAGAAAUCAUUACGUUAGGGGCAAAAUGUCGAACGAUACUAACGAUAGUAAAGCUCCACAUAGAUUGGUUAAAAGAGUGCAGUUUAGUAUAUUAAGUCCAGAUGAAAUCCGUCGUAUGUCAGUUACAGAAGGGGGCAUCCGCUUCCCCGAAACAAUGGAAGCGGGUCGCCCUAAACUGGGGGGACUUAUGGAUCCCCGACAGGGUGUUAUAGAUAGGAUGUCCAGAUGUCAAACUUGUGCUGGGAAUCAGACUCAGUGUCCCGGUCACUUUGGGCAUAUAGAUUUGGCAAAACCUGUUUUUCAUGUUGGAUUUCUCACAAAAACGAUUAAAAUCUUAAGAUGUGUUUGUUUUUAUUGCAGUAAAUUAUUAGUCAGUCCAAAUAAUCCAAAAAUCAAAGAAGUUGUUAUGAAAUCAAAGGGACAACCUAGAAAGAGAUUAGCUUUUGUUUAUGACCUUUGUAAGGGUAAAAAUAUUUGUGAUGGAGGUGAUGAAAUGGAUGUUGGCAAAGAAGGAGAUGAGCAGAAUCCAAAUAAGAAACAAGGUCAUGGUGGGUGUGGUAGAUAUCAACCUAUGAUCAGAAGACAAGGGCUUGAUCUCACUGUCGAAUGGAAACACGGCAAUGAAGAUUCCCAAGAAAAAAAGCAACCACUAACAGCUGAGAGGGCAUGGGAAAUAUUGAAACAUAUUACAGAUGAAGAAUGUUUCAUACUGGGAAUGGAUCCUAAAUUUGCGCGUCCAGAUUGGAUGAUAGUUACUUGCUUACCUGUACCGCCUCUUUCAGUGAGACCUGCUGUUGUUAUGCAUGGUUCUGCAAGAAAUCAAGAUGACUUGACGCAUAAACUGGCCGAUAUUAUCAAGGCAAACAACGAACUUAUGAAGAAUGAAGCUGCUGGUACAGCUGCUCAUGUUAUCAGUGAAAACAUAAAAAUGCUUCAGUUUCAUGUUGCCACGUUUGUAGAUAAUGACAUGCCUGGAAUGCCAAGGGCUAUGCAAAAGUCAGGUAAACCCCUAAAGGCAGUAAAGGCAAGAUUAAAGGGAAAAGAAGGCAGAAUUAGAGGUAAUCUUAUGGGUAAGCGAGUGGACUUCUCCGCCAGAACUGUUAUCACCCCAGAUCCAAACUUGAGAAUCGACCAAGUAGGUGUGCCCAGAAGUAUAGCACAAAAUUUAACGUUUCCAGAACUUGUGACACCCUUCAACUUUGAACAAAUGCAGGAGCUUGUCCAUAGGGGUAACUCUCAAUACCCUGGCGCUAAAUAUAUUAUAAGAGAUAAUGGCGAGAGAAUAGAUCUUAGAUUCCACCCAAAAUCUUCAGAUCUCCAUUUGCAGUGUGGCUAUAAAGUCGAAAGACAUAUUCGUGACGGUGACUUGGUCAUUUUCAAUCGUCAGCCCACCCUUCACAAGAUGAGUAUGAUGGGUCACAGGGUCAAAGUCUUACCCUGGUCCACGUUUCGAAUGAACCUGUCCUGUACCUCGCCCUACAAUGCCGAUUUCGACGGCGAUGAAAUGAACCUGCACGUGCCGCAAAGUAUGGAAACAAGAGCAGAAGUUGAGAAUUUGCAUAUUACGCCCAGACAGAUCAUCACACCUCAGUGUAACAAACCUGUCAUGGGUAUUGUGCAAGAUACCUUAUGUGCCGUCAGAAAAAUGACAAAAAGGGACGUUUUCAUCGAACUAGAUCAGAUGAUGAACAUCCUCAUGUUUUUACCUAUUUGGGAUGGUAAAAUGCCAAAACCGGCCAUUCUGAAACCUAAACCGCUAUGGACCGGUAAACAAAUUUUCUCCCUCAUCAUUCCCGGCAAUGUCAACAUGAUACGAACACAUUCCACUCACCCCGAUGACGAGGACGAUGGUCCCUAUAAGUGGAUUUCACCCGGAGAUACCAAAGUAAUGGUAGAGCACGGGGAAUUAAUCAUGGGUAUCUUAUGUAAGAAAACUCUGGGAGCUUCCGCUGGUUCACUGUUGCACAUCUGUAUGUUGGAAUUGGGGCAUCAGGUGUGCGGAAGAUUUUACGGUAACAUCCAGACAGUGGUCAACAAUUGGCUGCUUUUGGAAGGUCACAGUAUCGGUAUCGGUGACACAAUUGCCGAUCCUCAAACCUAUUUGGAAAUCCAGAAGGCAAUUAAAAAAGCCAAAGAGGAUGUCAUAGAAGUCAUUCAAAAGGCUCACAAUAUGGAGUUGGAGCCCACUCCGGGUAACACGCUGAGGCAAACUUUCGAAAAUCAGGUGAACAGAAUCCUGAACGACGCUCGUGAUAAAACUGGAGGUUCAGCCAAGAAAUCUCUGACAGAAUACAACAACUUGAAGGCUAUGGUCGUCUCAGGUUCCAAAGGUUCAAACAUUAACAUUUCUCAGGUUAUCGCCUGUGUAGGACAACAAAACGUAGAAGGUAAACGUAUACCCUUUGGCUUCAGGAAAAGGACCCUGCCGCAUUUCAUCAAAGACGAUUACGGUCCAGAAUCCAGAGGAUUCGUCGAGAAUUCGUAUCUUGCCGGUCUCACGCCGUCAGAAUUCUAUUUCCACGCCAUGGGUGGUCGUGAAGGUCUUAUCGAUACAGCCGUAAAAACCGCAGAAACUGGUUACAUCCAGAGACGUCUCAUCAAGGCUAUGGAGUCCGUCAUGGUGAAUUACGACGGUACUGUCAGAAAUUCGGUUGGACAGCUCAUUCAGUUACGUUAUGGAGAGGAUGGUUUAUGCGGUGAGAUGGUCGAGUUUCAGAAUCUUCCAACUAUCAAAUUGAGUAAUAGGGCCUUCGAGAAGAAAUACAGGUUUGAUCCGAGUAAUGAAAGAUACCUCAGGAGGGUUUUCAAUGAAGACGUCAUCAAACAGCUCAUGGGAUCCGGAGAAGUAAUUGCAGAACUCGAAUUGGAAUGGGAACAACUUCAAAAGGAUCGAGAAGCGCUAAGACAGAUUUUCCCCAACGGUGAUUCGAAUGUGGUAUUGCCAUGCAAUCUCCAAAGAAUGAUUUGGAAUGUACAAAAAAUUUUCCACAUAAAUAAGAGAGCACCGACAGACUUAUCUCCGUUGAAGGUGAUUCAAGGAGUGAGAAAAUUACUUCAGAAAUGUGUUAUAGUGGCUGGUGAGGAUAGGCUGUCAGUACAGGCUAACGAGAAUGCCACAUUGUUGUUCCAAUGUCUUGUUAGGUCCACUCUGUGUACAAAAUGCGUAUCUGAAGAAUUCAGGCUUAGCACAGAGGCCUUCGAGUGGCUUAUAGGAGAAAUCGAAACUAGGUUCCAGCAGGCACAGGCAAAUCCGGGAGAGAUGGUGGGAGCUUUGGCAGCCCAGUCUCUGGGAGAACCUGCCACACAGAUGACCCUAAACACUUUCCAUUUUGCUGGUGUGUCAUCUAAAAACGUAACGCUUGGUGUACCUCGUCUGAAGGAAAUUAUAAAUAUAUCUAAAAAACCGAAAGCUCCUUCUCUAACCGUCUUCUUAACCGGAGCGGCUGCAAGAGAUGCCGAAAAGGCCAAGAAUGUUCUAUGUAGACUGGAACAUACCACCCUCAGAAAAGUCACAGCAAACACCGCGAUCUACUACGAUCCGGAUCCCCAAAAUACGGUAAUUCCGGAGGAUCAAGAAUUCGUGAACGUUUACUACGAAAUGCCCGACUUUGAUCCGACUAGGAUCUCACCGUGGCUUCUACGUAUAGAGUUGGAUAGAAAAAGGAUGACGGACAAGAAGUUAACCAUGGAGCAAAUCGCUGAAAAGAUCAACGCAGGCUUCGGCGACGAUUUGAACUGUAUUUUCAACGACGAUAACGCCGAAAAGUUGGUCUUGCGUAUACGUAUUAUGAAUAGUGAUGAUGGCAAGUUCGGAGAAGCAGCAGACGAAGAGGUUGAUAAAAUGGACGAUGAUAUGUUUUUGAGGUGUAUCGAAGCCAACAUGUUGAGUGAUAUGACGUUGCAAGGUAUUGAAGCUAUAUCUAAGGUGUACAUGCAUCUUCCACAGACAGACGCAAAGAAAAGGAUCGUAAUCACAGAAACGGGAGAAUUUAAGGCUAUUGCUGAAUGGUUGUUAGAAACUGACGGUACUAGUAUGAUGAAAGUAUUAUCUGAAAGAGAUGUGGAUCCUGUAAGAACUUACUCGAACGAUAUUUGUGAAAUAUUCUCAGUACUUGGAAUAGAAGCCGUAAGAAAGUCUGUGGAAAAAGAAAUGAACGCUGUACUUCAGUUCUAUGGUCUUUACGUAAAUUACCGCCAUCUUGCCUUACUUUGCGACGUUAUGACGGCCAAAGGUCAUCUCAUGGCUAUUACACGUCACGGUAUCAAUAGACAGGAUACAGGAGCUCUGAUGAGAUGUUCCUUCGAAGAAACAGUGGACGUGUUGAUGGACGCAGCAUCACAUGCCGAGGUAGAUCCAAUGAGAGGCGUAUCUGAAAAUAUAAUUUUGGGUCAGCUACCCAGAAUGGGUACUGGUUGUUUCGAUCUAUUGCUAGACGCUGAGAAAUGUAAAUAUGGAAUACCGAUUCCGCAGGCUCAAGGAGGAGAUGUAUUGGCUUCCUCUAUGUUCUUUGAUUCUGCCGCAACACCCAGCAUGAGUCCUGGUGUGGCUAUGACUCCAUGGAAUCAGGGAGCAACACCCUACAGUGGUAGCAAUUGGUCGCCUCACAACCUCAUGGGAAGUGGAAUGACACCUGGAGGACCAUCAUUCUCCCCAUCAGCUGCAUCUGAUGCUUCUGGCAUGUCCCCGGGUUAUGGAUCAUGGUCUCCGUCUGGUGGUCAAUCACCAGCAAUGUCUCCUUAUUUGACCUCUCCUCGAGGCCAGUCGCCAUCUUACAGUCCUUCAAGCCCUGCAUAUCAACCUAUGUCACCGUCAUUAACUGUCGCUUCGCCAGGGUAUUCACCUAAUUCCUAUUCACCAACUAGUCCGAAUUACAGUCCAACUAGUCCAAAUUACUCGCCCACCUCUCCGAAUUAUUCUCCAACAUCUCCCAGCAGUUACUCGCCUUCCUCUCCCAGUUACUCACCAACUUCACCAUCUUAUUCACCAACUUCUCCCAAUUUUUCUGCAGCUUCCCCAUCAUAUUCUCCAACAUCCCCAUCGUAUUCUCCAACGUCCCCUUCAUAUUCUCCGACAUCCCCUUCAUAUUCUCCAACUUCACAAAAUUAUUCCCCAACUUCUCCACGUUACUCACCCACAACUCCAAAUUAUUCCCCAGCAUCUCCUUCCUAUUCCCCUACUUCUCCUUCUUACUCCGCUACUUCCCCGUCGUACUCUGGUACUUCCCCCACAUAUUCUCCGACAUCUCCAAACUAUUCACCUACUUCACCAAGUUAUUCUCCCUCAUCACCAAGGUACACUCCUGCUUCACAAAAUUAUUCCCCUUCAUCUCCCAAUUAUUCACCAGCAUCCCCAAAUUACUCCAUUACUUCUUCCAAAUAUUCUCCUUCAUCACCAAACUAUUCCCCAACAUCGCCGUCAUUCUCUGGUGAAAGCCAUCAAUAUUCCCCAACUUCACCAAAUUAUUCACCAACAUCCCGAGGUUAUUCUCCAUCCAGUCCUCAGCACACACCUACUGCAAGCUCACGCUAUUCCCCUUCAUCUCCAAGUUACUCCCCAAGUUCACCUGGUUAUUCCCCAACAUCUCCCCAGUAUUCUCCUCAUAGUACUAAGUAUUCACCCACUUCUCCAACCUAUACUCCCACAUCUCCUAGUUACUCUCCUGCUUCACCUUCAUUUUCUCCACAACCUCCCAGAUAUUCUCCAUCAUCUCCAAAUUAUUCUCCAACUAGCCCUGGGCAAGAUAAUGAUUAAACAACUGUUAUUCUUAGAAUUAAAUUAUUGGGUUAUCACCUUUCAGUUAUAAUUUUUUAUUAUUAAGACUGUAUUUUUAUAAUGGAAAAAUAUUAGCAUUUUUUGUAUUGUAUAUAGGUUGUUCAUUCUCUGUAAAGUAGAUUAUUAUCAAUAAAAUAAUUGAUAUUUUCAGUU